AUGGACCCUUAUGAAACUGAAACAGUUGUGGAAGAUGAAAUCCACGAUGCUAAACCAUCGGAAGACGUUGAAGACGAUGACGACAAAUCUCAGCCUCACUCUGGUGGUGGCGUCGAUAGUGCUGGAAAGAUAUUUGUUGGAGGUUUAGCCAGGGAGACAACUUCAGCUGAAUUCGUCAAGCAUUUUGAGAAGUAUGGAGAGAUUACUGAUUCUGUGAUUAUGAAGGAUCGGAAAACUGGACAGCCACGAGGAUUUGGGUUUGUGACGUACGCUGAUUCCUCGGUUGUUGACAAAGUUAUCCAGGACAAUCACAUCUUAAAUGGAAAGCAGGUUGAAAUUAAGCGAACAAUACCAAGAGGAUCCGUGAGCUCCAACGAUUUCAAAACCAAGAAGAUCUUUGUUGGUGGAAUUCCUUCAACUGUGGAAGAUGAUGAGUUCAAGGAGUUCUUUAAGCAAUUUGGAGAGCUUAAAGAACACCAAAUUAUGCGUGAUCACUCAACUGGAAGAUCACGUGGCUUUGGGUUUGUUACAUAUGAAAGUGAAGAUAUGGUUGAUCUUCUCUUGGCGAAAGGGAACAGAAUUGAGCUUUCAGGGACUCAGGUAGAGAUAAAGAAGGCAGAGCCGAAAAAACCAAACUCAGUUACAACCCCAUCAAAGCGGUUCAAUGAAUCGCGCUCUAACUUUGGUGGAGGCUAUGGAGAUGGUUAUGGUGGCGGAUAUGGUGGUCCAGGUGGUCCUUACAAGUCAGGUGGUGGAGGCUAUGGAGGUGGCCGGUCUGGUGGUUAUGGACCAUAUGGUGGAGAAUUUGGCGGGUAUGGCGGAGGUGGAUACGGUGGUGGUGUCGGACCUUAUAGAGGAGAUCCCGCACUUGGAUACUCUGGAGGAGGAAGUAGAGGUGGAUACGGUGGCAGCGGACGAUACCAUCCUUAUGGAAGGUAG
Messenger RNA from Arabis nemorensis, 939 nucleotides. The record is from the annotation of a GenBank genome assembly. Lineage: Eukaryota; Viridiplantae; Streptophyta; Magnoliopsida; Brassicales; Brassicaceae.